Molecule: messenger RNA, 1057 nt
Organism: Cajanus cajan (pigeon pea)
Lineage: Eukaryota; Viridiplantae; Streptophyta; Magnoliopsida; Fabales; Fabaceae
Product: selT-like protein
Biological process (GO): cell redox homeostasis
Cellular component (GO): endoplasmic reticulum membrane
Molecular function (GO): thioredoxin-disulfide reductase (NADPH) activity
Source: RefSeq, a predicted model, not a curated record
AAAUUUCACAAACUCCCCCAAAAGACAAAAGUACAACCACAUCAUAUUCUCUCUCUCUCUCUCUCUUCGUGGUGUUCUUCUUCUUUUCAAUUUCAAUGGAUCGAACCCAAAUUCUCCUGGUUGGGUUACCAAUCUUUCUCUUCUGUUCAGACAUUCUCAACCUCUUCGCUCCUCCACCCCCUCCCAAACCAACCCAUCACCCUUCCGUCCACCCCAAACCACACCCUCAAUCGCAAAUUCGCCAACCCCUCGAUUUCCCCGCCCAGAAACAGAAUGGGAUUGGCCCAAUUGGGGUUGGCAACACUGUCAGCAUUGACUUCUGCACUUCCUGCUCUUACAAGGGAAAUGCAGUAGCAGUCAAAAACAUGCUGGAAUCUGAAUUUCCUGGGAUUAAUGUUGCGUUGGCUAAUUAUCCACCUCCACUUCCUAAGCGUAUUCUCAGCAAAGUAGUUCCAGUGGUGCAAACAGGUGUUAUUGUAGCUAUAGUUGCCGGUGACCAAAUAUUCCCUAGAUUGGGAAUGACGCCACCACCAUGGUACUUUUCCUUGCGUGCCAAUAAGUUUAGAAGCAUUGCAAGCACUUGGCUUCUUACAAAUUUUCUCCAAUCCUUCCUACAAAGCUCUGGUGCUUUUGAAGUAUAUUGCAAUGGUGAAUUGGUUUUCUCCAAGUUGAAAGAGAACAGAUUCCCUGGUGAAAUUGAGUUGAGGGAACUUGUAGGGAGAAGAUUAGCCAAUACAAGAUUUGUAAGUGGUAUUGAAGGUGGUGUUGGGCUCUAGAACCCUCAAAUAGCUGAUUGCAAGAUUUACCAAAUAUUAAUUAAUUUGAAGUUAGAAGACCCUGAGGAAGAUACAUGACACAAAUUGAAGCCUACGAAAUGGAUGUUUAAGAAUCACAAUUUUAUAGUUAGUGUUUGUGUAAUCUGUUAUGUACACGGUUAGGUAAGCUAGUGAAUAUUGAAUAAGCAUGUUUCUUAAGUUCUCACUUUUGAUUUUUUAAGCCUCUUUCUUUCUGAUGCUAAACUUGGAUUUCAUAAAUAAAUUAUUCCUCUAUUGAGAAA